AUGAAGUUCCAAUCUGUGGCCACCGCUGCCUUGAUUUGCGUCGUCACUGCAAGUCCAGUUCCCGAUAGGGCUGUCCUAGUUCCUCGCCUUAAUACUGCUCGCCUCGAUGCUGCCCGCGCUGGUGCUGCUCGCCUCGAUACCCGCCAGGAUGGAACGGAUACAUCCAAUGACCUAGUAGAUGGUAUUUGUCGAGAAGUUACCUUCAUCUUUGCUCGCGGAUCACUUGAGGCAGGCAACAUGGGUUCGAUUGUUGGUCCCCAAGUUUGCACCGACCUUCAAUCUACCCUCAGUACGGACACAGUUGCUUGCCAGGGAGUAGGAUCCCCAUACAACGCCACCCUAGCAGACAACUUCCUGCCUCAGAACACUAGUCCGACUGACAUUGGAGCGGCUACCAGUAUGUUCGAUCUAGCCAACACGCAGUGUCCAGAUACUCUAAUCGUAGCGGGGGGAUACAGCCAAGGAUCUGCCGUUAUGGAUGGAUCCAUCCAAGCCCUCCCUGCUGCCCUAAUGGCCAAGAUCAAAGGCGUCGUUCUCUUUGGGUUCACCCGCAACGAGCAAGAUGGCGGUCGUAUCCCCAAUUACCCCACAAACGAGACCAAAGUCUACUGUGCGGACGGUGAUCUUGUCUGCAACGAUACACUUAUAAUUACACCAGCUCACCUAACUUAUGGAGUCGAUGCCCCUGAUGCUGCUGCAUUCCUUGUCUCAGCAUUAGGCUUGUAA
Molecule: messenger RNA, 726 nt
Organism: Mollisia scopiformis
Lineage: Eukaryota; Fungi; Ascomycota; Leotiomycetes; Helotiales; Mollisiaceae
Product: putative cutinase 3
Exons: 3
Coding region: 1-726 (241 amino acids)
Biological process (GO): carbohydrate catabolic process
Cellular component (GO): extracellular region
Molecular function (GO): cutinase activity
Source: RefSeq, a predicted model, not a curated record